Messenger RNA from Dioscorea cayenensis subsp. rotundata (Guinea yam), 1757 nucleotides. Its product is annotated as transcription termination factor MTERF15, mitochondrial-like. The record is from RefSeq and is a predicted model, not a curated record. The coding region runs from base 199 to 1365 and encodes 388 amino acids. The transcript is spliced from 2 exons. NCBI's taxonomy places the organism in Eukaryota, Viridiplantae, Streptophyta, Magnoliopsida, Dioscoreales, Dioscoreaceae. Gene Ontology annotation, cellular component: chloroplast. Gene Ontology annotation, biological process: regulation of DNA-templated transcription; chloroplast organization. Gene Ontology annotation, molecular function: double-stranded DNA binding.
CCGCGCGCAUCCGCACAAAAACCAAACCCUAAGCCCUGCAUAUCCCUUGCUCCAAAUCCAUCAGCUCGAGCUCCCAAUCUCUGGAGGAAAGACAAAUGAGUUGAAAAGAUGGAGCCUUGGAGCAAUCUCAGUGUUGAUUAGAUCCAAAAAUCAGGUAAAACAAAGCAACCUUCUUGCUUGUUCUUGCUUGAAUUCAAGAUGGUUUUGCUUCUCAAGAAACUUUUCAAAUCGAAUAUCUUGUAUUCAUAUACCUUUUGCUUCUCUACUACCAUAAUUCAUAGCAAGACAAUUACCAAAACCCAAUCCAUUGUGGUGGACUACCUGUUGAGCAGAUUUGGCUUCUCUCGGGAGAAAGCAGCUUGGGCCUCCAAGCACCUUGACCGUCUCAAAUUCCUUGAAAAGGCUGAAACAGUGUUGGAUUUCUUGAAAAGUUAUAGUUUUGAUGAUUCCCAGAUCAAAAAGCUCGUAUCUUUGUAUCCAAAAGCUCUUUGCUGUAAUGUUGAAAGGAACUUGAAGCCAAAGUUUGAAGGUUUGCAGAGCCUUGGCUUCUCAGGUCAGGAGCUUGUUCAUCUAAUCCUUUCCAAUUAUAUGGUCCUCGGGUGCAAUUUUGAGCGCAAUGUGCGGCCGAAGAUUGAGUUCUGGGAAGAGAUUCUUGGUUCUUUUGAGCUUAUGAGCAAAUCCUUGAGGGGAAAGCAAUGUAUACUUAGUUUUAGUUUGGAGCAGAGGGCGCUACCAAACCUUGCAUUCCUGCGGGAAUUCGGUGUUUCAAAUGAAAGGAUCACUUUGAUUGUGCAAAGACACCCAAGAUUCCUUGCUCAAAAGCCUGACGAGCUGAAGGAAUUAGCUGAGAAGGUUGAGGGAAUGGGGAUACGUCGUGACUCUAGGAUGUUUGUUUGGGCUCUUAACACUCUUCGGAUGGUCUCCAAAACAAAGUUUGACGGUAAGUUGGAAGUUCUGAAGAGUUUGGGGUGGUCGGAGGCAGAUUUCCUCUUGGCGUUUCAGAAGAACCCAAUAUUCCUAACGGUUUCUGAGACAAUGUUGAAGAAGAAGAUUGAUUUCUUAGUGAACGAAGCUGGUUGCAAGCCAUCGGAACUUGCUCAGAGUCCGACACUUCUCAUGUUUAGCUUGGAGAAGAGGUUGAUUCCUCGAUAUCAUGUCAUGCAAGUCUUGAAAUCGAAAAGAUUAAAUAAUGUGAAUUAUAGCCUGUUGUCCACAAUGUCCUACUCGGAGAAGAUGUUUGUGAAGAAUUUUCUUCUCUGCCGUAAAAAGGAUGCUCCUGAAUUAUAUGAUUGGUACAUUUCCUCCUGCAAAGGCAGCGAACAUUCUCAUUCUGUGUUGAAACCAGUAGAUAAAUGUGUUUUGUAGUGAGGUACUACUCUCUACCCCUUAGCACUAAGGUGUUUCAGGUGACAAAUAUCUGCAAGCAAUUAAAAAAGGAAAUGUUCAUAAGCUUUGACUACUUAAAUUAAGACUCAAAACUGAAUGAAGCACAGGCAUGUAUAUAACAAAAUCAACUAUGGCAGAUGAUAGGAUGAGUCAAUUGGUUAUUGAUAACAAGUGUUGCAGUAAAAUGAUCUGGGAUUCUAUUAACAGCUUGAGUGAGCUUAUGAAGGUAACUGUUUAGAAAAUUUUAAUCAGAGUCUUGUGUAAUAAAUAAAGUUUAUUAUUAUUCAUCUCUGUCAUUGUUAUUAUUCUGUUUCUGUUCCUGGAAACAGAAGAAGCACACUGUAAAUCAUGAAAAGCUUAUGCUGUGAUGA